Diversispora eburnea is the source of this 1146-nucleotide messenger RNA. Lineage: Eukaryota; Fungi; Glomeromycota; Glomeromycetes; Diversisporales; Diversisporaceae. The record is from the annotation of a GenBank genome assembly.
AUGAAGCACCUUGCCGCUUAUUUGCUGCUUAACUUAGCCGGGAAAACCCCCAAUGAAAAGAAUAUUAAAUCUCUUCUUGAUACUGUUGGUAUUGAAGCAGAUUCUGAUAGAAUAAGUGAUCUAUUAGCUCAAUUAGACGGUAAAGAUAUAAAUGAGUUGGCUGCCAUAGGAUCGACGAAACUUGCAACUGUUCCAGCUGGUGGAGGUGGUGUUGUUUCAGGAGGUGGUGGAGCUGCUGCUUCAGCACCAUUGAAAAAAAGACGAAUUUCAACUUCUCCAUUUGACGAACGUCGGGUUAGCAUCAAUGAACCACUUAAAAAGAUCAAACAGGAGAAUAUCAAUAAUAAUGUUUCUCCUGGGGGAAACAACAACAACAAUAAUAAUUUAAAGUCAGAACCUUUCUCACCGAAAAUGUCUCAACAACAACAACAAAGUAAAGCUAGUGGUAGUGGUUCUUCUCCUUUCACAACUCGUCAAAUUGGAAAUACAGGUUCUAAUAUUACACAUUCGUCUGGUCAAACUAUUAAUACUACUAGCAACAUCCUUCCCGGUGAACUUCAGAACCUUUCUCAAACACUUACACCAGAUUUUACAUUUGAUCAAUCACUUCGUAAAAAAUUUCUUGAUCCGGCAAUUAACGCGUUAUUUCGUACUAUGAAAAAGGAAUUGGAAGAUAAAGACAAGAUGAUUGAAAAUUUACAAAGUGAAUUAGAUGGUGUUAAGUUUACCACAAAUAGUAUUACUGGACAAAAGCUUGUUGCAAAAUUAAAGGCAUUACAGGAAGAGAAUGAGGAAUUAGGAAGACAACUUCGUCAAGGUCGUGUAGAACAAUAUGAAGUUGAAAUAGCCAUGCAACGAAAAUUGAUUAAUGAAUUAAAACAUGGAGUUGAAGAAUAUGAAAGUAAAAUUAUUACUUUUGAUUCAGAAAUUGAACACCUUCAAGAUUUAAUAUUUCAAAUACAAUCAAAGUUGAAACAAUAUCAGAACAAAUAUGGUCCAUUAGUACCAGAAAAUAAUAAAGAGAAAGAGAAUGUUUCAAAAAUAGCAACAACUACAACAAAUAAUAAUACAUCAAAAUCAGACAUUGGGGCUGUUACUGAAGAAAUAAAAAGAGACGUUCAUUCACAAAGAAUGGAUGAAGGCUAA